AUGGCCAUGCUAGCUUCGAAAGCGUCGUUUCCCGCCGGCUUGGGUGCUUCGUCUCUCACUCCUGUUCCUUCUCAACCCACAAUGGCCCCUCCCAGGAGAGCUCCCACGAUGCCCCCUUCAGGUGCUUAUGGCAGCCCGACAGAAUCCGAAUUCAACGAAAGCGACCCCGCUGAAUCCGUCAAGAACUGGGAUGAAGAGCAAGUCUGCGAAUACCUGCGAUCUGUAAAGUGCGGCGAGUAUGAAAAGAUCUUCCGGAAAAAUCACAUCAACGGCGAGAAUCUCCUGGAAAUGGAUAAAGAUGUGCUGAAAGAAAUGGGUGUUGAGAAGGUCGGCGAUCGCGUCCGCCUUUUCCUUGGCAUCAAAAAGCUGAGAACCCGGGCAUAUGCCAACGAGAAGAAACGAAAUCGGGAUUCAUUUGGCGGGCUCGAUAUUCACAUCACUGCACCCCAUGACUCGCCAAGAAUGCACACAUCUCGAGGUGUUCCGACAUCUGCUUCCAACAAACGGUUUUCGAGGCAAAUGGAUUUACACGGUGCUUUAGAUAAUGGCAUUAAUUCCUCGAGACCAAACUCCCCUCUCCCUGGUACCGAUCUGCGGAACCUAAGGGCCCGAGGGAAGACAUAUGUCACAAGCCCUGCAAAUGCUCAAGGCCAAAGGAUUGUCAUUACCAACCCGGAUCUUCCGGCAAACCGUCUGGUAACGACCCAUACCAGGAAUAACUCCAGUAUGGACGGUUCACUGAUGGCUGCCUUACCACAGGGUCAAGAAGUUAUUCGUGUUAUAUCAACUGGCGGCGUUACGAAGGUUGUCAAGAUUUCCGCGUGUAGUACUUGCGAGGAGGUGAUGCGGGUGACUCUUCGAAAGUUCGCUCUGCGUGAGGACCACGAAAGAAAUUACUGUUUCUGGGUUUUGGCUGGCAUCGAUCCUGAUCCAGGCCAGUGCCGACGACUGGGCGAUACGGAACUUUGGCGCAUUAUCAAGGACCAACGACGGCCGGAACGAAAUCGACUGAUAUUACGGAGGGUUCCAGCAGGCGAACCAGGGGAGGCGGAACUGCAGCGCGCUGCUGCCAUCGCCAUGGAAGAAGAACAACAGAAACACGCUCGUGCUUUGGAAACAGUGGACAAGCGUAGUCAACUUAAGGUCCAGAAGAUGCUCGGGGAGAAAUGGAACGAUCAACUGCAGUCCCCAUUGUCGCCAAUAUCUUACCAGGACCGGGAACGAAAUCUACAUAACGCAGCCAAGGAUCUGGAGCGCCCUCCGUCGGAGAUCGAAUCGCGGCCGGCCCGACGUGUCGGAGCCCUGCGACAGUUUGGCGGUCUUCGACCUCCCAGCGAGUUAAUUGCUUCUGAUCUCACCUCGUACUUCCCUGACCACACCAGAGAAGACAUUGACCGCACAGCCCGACUUUCCAUGCGACGGUCAACUCGCUUGAGCAAGGAUGCGCCUCCCAUCCCAACCAUUGCUGAUUCUUGGCUUAAUGCCAACUCUCAGCUUGCCAAGGUGAAGUCUCGGGACUCUCACAUUCGCGUUCCUCAGAAUGCCUACAACCGGGAUUCAGUAACAUCAUCGGUUCUUGACACCCUUCAAGAGGAGUCUUCUCUCGAGCCCAAUCGCAAGUCUUAUGUCUCCUUUACUGAGAGUGGCUCUGACUCGGCUGCUCUGAGUGUCACUGACCCUGAGGGCAACACCACGGCCACAAGCUACUAUGAUGGUGACAACUCAACGGGCUCCGGAUCAUUCCAGGAGCUUCGCCAAGCAUUGACCAAUGAUGGCGACGACGUAGACGAGGAGCUACAAAGCUUCCUGGCUGGAGAGUCCUGGGGCGACGACAAAUGGAUGAAGGGUGCGCUUAUCGGCCAAGGUUCGUUCGGCAGUGUGUACCUGGCCCUCCAUGCUGUUACUGGAGAGCUUCUCGCUGUGAAGCAGGUCGAGACACCUGCUCCUGGAGCCAACAGCCAGGGCGACACACGCAAGAAGGGCAUGAUCGAAGCACUCAAGCGAGAAAUAAGCCUUCUUCGCGAUCUUCGACAUCCUAAUAUUGUGCAAUAUCUUGGUUGCAGUUCUUCAGCUGAUUAUCUCAAUAUUUUCCUCGAGUAUGUGCCUGGUGGAUCAGUUCAGACGAUACUCAACUCAUACGGUGCGCUUCCAGAGCCGCUGGUUCGCAGUUUUGUUCGGCAGAUUCUGACUGGCCUUUCAUACCUACAUAACCGAGACAUUAUCCAUCGCGACAUCAAGGGAGCCAACAUCCUGGUGGACAACAAGGGAACCAUCAAGAUUUCUGAUUUCGGUAUUUCAAAGAAGCUGGAGGCCUCCAAUAUUCUAAACGGCGCCAACAACAAUAAGCACCGUCCGUCACUACAAGGAUCCGUUUUCUGGAUGGCGCCUGAAGUUGUGAAGCAAACAUCGUAUACCCGCAAAGCAGACAUCUGGUCGCUUGGAUGUUUGGUGGUGGAGAUGAUGACUGGUAGUCACCCUUUCCCCGACUGCAGUCAGCUCCAGGCUAUCUUCAAGAUUGGGGGCGGAAAGGCGGCUCCUACAAUCCCUGAACAUGCGAGCGAGGCAGCCAAAGAGUUCCUUGCGCAAACCUUUGAAAUUGACCACAACCUACGACCUAGCGCGGACCAGCUGAUACUCAGCCCCUUCCUGAUCCCAAUCACCUAA
Fusarium fujikuroi IMI 58289 is the source of this 2664-nucleotide messenger RNA. RefSeq names its product probable MAPKK kinase. The transcript has 3 exons. Bases 1 to 2664 code for a protein of 887 amino acids. Gene Ontology annotation, molecular function: protein kinase activity; protein binding; ATP binding. Gene Ontology annotation, biological process: signal transduction; protein phosphorylation. The record is from RefSeq and is a predicted model, not a curated record. Lineage: Eukaryota; Fungi; Ascomycota; Sordariomycetes; Hypocreales; Nectriaceae.